ACACACCACCGUUUAUUAGUGUCGGUAGACACAGAGAGAUUGACUUUUGGAGAGUCUGCUUGUGCUUGCUCUGGUCGCUCCAAUAAGUGCUUAUUCUCUGCGCUUCUUGCACUGAUCUAAUUGAGUUUCAGAAAGACUGCUUGCUCUGCCUCUGGUAGCCCCAACAAGAGCCUAGAUCUUGAGAUUUCAAAAGGAAAAAACCAAGAAAAUCAGCUCGUUUCAUGGUGUUCUCUUAGUUCCCAACGGAUGAUCCAUUCCAAAGAAUCCUGUUUUCAAUCGAAUCAGUAGGAAAGGGAGGGGCAAAUGGCGAGUUGUAAUGAAAUUCAUCAGCUGCUUCCUGAGGAUGUGAUUAUUGAGAUCCUCUCAUGGCUGCCUGUGAAAUCUGUGAUUCGGGCCAGAGCCGUAUGCAAAAAUUGGAACACUAUUACCAAAAACCCUAGUUUUGUUACUAAGCACUUCAAGCAUCACACCAACAACAGUGGCCAUCUUUUUGUUAUGCGUUUUGACGAAAUUUCCAGCAGAUUUGUUUUGUCAUUGUUCCCUGAUGAAACACUCGCCGGUUCUCCCCAAGUGUAUGAGGAUGUGGUGGUGGAUAUGAUCUACCAUGUACAGUUUGCUGCCAGUCCCUAUAACGGCAUACUGUGUCUGACCAAUCGUUCCCAACGCCUUGCUCUAUGGAAUCCGGCAACUAGAGAAUUUAGGUCCCUCCCGAAACUCCCUCCUCGUGACCUUCCACCCUAUGUGCAGGUGGGGUACCAAAACACUUUUGGAUUUGGUUUGGAUCCCAUUACUAAUGAUUACAAGGUGGUUUGUAUUUGGUACGAUGUGCAUUAUGUUGAUGCAGCAACGUAUGAACCUGAAGAAACAGGGUAUGGUCCUUGGCAGGUUGCCGUGUAUACCCUAUCUACUGAUUCGUGGAGAUAUCUUGAUGUUGCUUUGCCAUAUACUUUGAUUGAAGGCCCUGUCUCUAACACGUGCAUUAAUGGAGUUUAUCACUGGUUUGCAAUAGACAAUGACGAUCAUCGUUUGAUCCUUUCAUUUGACCUGGGCAAUGAGUUGUUUAGCGAGAUACGUGAUACUCCUACUCCAAGGGAUCAUCGUUCGAUCCUUUUAUUUGACCUGGGCCAUGAUUUGUUUAGCGAGAUUCGUGAUACUUCUACUCCUAGUGCAAAACAUGGAUACUAUGCAAUUCUUGCACCCUACAAUAACUCUCUUGCUCUUAUUUAUCAUGAUUCCGAUCAAGUUGUUGACGUAUGGGUGAUGAUGGAGGAGGGGGGUUGGACAAAUCAAUUCACUGUUCAACUCUCGGAACAAAUAAGGCCGCUUGGAUUUUGGAAGAACAGUCAGCUUUUUAUGGAAACUGAUGAUCGUGUUCAUGUAUUUUUAUAUGAUCUAGAGACUCAAGAAAUUAAAGAUCUUGAAUCCCCAAUUUGGGAAUACUACUUGGUCUACAAGGAGAGUCUAGUAGCAAUUAGCCGAGGAGAUGGAUUCCUAGAAGAGGAUCAGUUGUCUGAUGUAGAUCGAGUUCAAAAGUUUUCUAUAGGCUGGUUUGAGUGAAUGGAAUCAAAUGAAGUAGGAAUGAAAUGCUUUUGUUUCAAUUCCUUCCAGCUGAUGAGGAUUUUGAAAUUUCUGGUUUACAUCUCAUCUCAUUUUCGUAUGAUUCAUGCGCGUGUUUUGGUGAAAUGGGGUAAUCUAGAUGCAGAACUAAAAGGUAAUGGCAUGAUAUCUUAUCAAUUUAUGUUACUUAGGUACCAUAUUAGGAUAUAAUUCUUUCCAUGCGAUCCUCAUCUACCAGGCAAUGGGAGAUUUAUCCAAGGCUAAAACCUUCAGUGGGGGCAUUUUGACGAGCAUGUGACAGGAUGGAAGCAAUGACAUUGUUAGUAUAAUAAUUAUGUUUAUACCCACAUUGAUUUGAAGCCCAAUUAAAGAACAUGUGACCUAUUUCCCAACUCAGCUUCAACAAUUUGUUUGUGAGUUUUGAUCCAUAGUCCCUCAGUUCUUGGGUGUCUGCGCUAAAGGGUCUUAUAUCGGUGAAGAUGGAAAUGAGACCAUCAGCGAUCUUAGAAUCAUCUGAAGAAGAAGAAGAAGAUCGAUGAGUCGAUGAAAUGGUGAGUUGGGUGUGUGGAAGCAAAGAGCAGAGCUGAAUCUGAUUACAGACAGGGUUUCACUGAUUUCAAUAGAAAAUGCAUUUUGCUGAUUCUAGGUAAUGCCAUGUUACAAGAGGAUUCUCAGCUCGCCCUGUACUAUUAUUGGAAGGAAGUUGAAAAUAUGUAUCAUGUGUUUUUAUUUUUUUCUUUUAAAAUAUGUAUAAUGUCAACUAAUAUAGUUGUUGUAUUUAUGUAUAUAUAUAUUUGUGGGAAGGUAUGUAAUGUACUUUUUCUUUAUAUAUGUAAUAUCAUAUUUUUUUAAA
Messenger RNA from Cornus florida, 2410 nucleotides. RefSeq names its product F-box/LRR-repeat/kelch-repeat protein At1g09650-like. NCBI's taxonomy places the organism in Eukaryota, Viridiplantae, Streptophyta, Magnoliopsida, Cornales, Cornaceae. The coding region runs from base 304 to 1557 and encodes 417 amino acids. Gene Ontology annotation, molecular function: protein binding. The record is from RefSeq and is a predicted model, not a curated record. The transcript is spliced from 2 exons.